This is a messenger RNA of Papaver somniferum (opium poppy), 2738 nucleotides long. Its product is annotated as RNA polymerase II C-terminal domain phosphatase-like 4. Gene Ontology annotation, molecular function: RNA polymerase II CTD heptapeptide repeat phosphatase activity. The transcript is spliced from 3 exons. Bases 431 to 1720 code for a protein of 429 amino acids. NCBI's taxonomy places the organism in Eukaryota, Viridiplantae, Streptophyta, Magnoliopsida, Ranunculales, Papaveraceae. Gene Ontology annotation, cellular component: nucleus. The record is from RefSeq and is a predicted model, not a curated record.
UUCUCGGAAACUCAAUUUUACUUUACUCUCUCUUCUUCUUCUUCUCGCUCAAAUUUUUUUUUUCCACCACCGCCGUCUGAAAUUGGAAACUAACUCCAGAUCUAAACGGAGUAAUCGAUCUUAAGGUUCAAGUGCUAUCAGAUUUUAGUUUAUCAGUUUUCUUCAAGCCAGGUAUGGUUUUGAUUUGUGUUGAUCUUUGAUAUGGAUUUGAUUUUGGAUUCUGAGAUUGUUUCUGGGAAUGCAAUUUUAUGAUAAAAUCGGAUUCGAUGAGAUUAUGUACUUGAUUUGAAUGCCUUUUAACUAGUGAAAAUCUAAGAACUGAGGUACUAGUUAUAGGAACCUGAAGAUCUCUUUCGGUAACUUAUCUGAUUUUUCAAUUUCCAAAACAAACCCUAAUUCCUCAGUAACAAAAGUAGUAGUGAGUGAGGGUAUGACCAUGAGUGUGGAUGGUGAUUCUUCUGGUAGUGAGGAUUUUUCUGCACUGAUUGAUGAAGAACUAGCAGGGAUUUCUUCUGAUUCGGAUAUGUUCGACGACGACGAAGAGGAGCUCCACUGCUCAACUUCUGUAGAACCAGUUGCACAAAGCUCAGAUUUAUCUGUCCACUUGGAGACAUGUGCACAUCCAUCACUUAUUAAAGUAAUGUGUGUAAAAUGUGGGCGGAUGGUGGACAAUGCAUCUGCUGUAGCACUUGGGUACAUACACCAAGAUUUAAAAGUUGACAGUGAUGAACUUGCCAGAUUACGUGACAAGGAUCUCAAAUCGUUGCUCGGCAAGAAAAAGCUAUACUUGGUCCUUGACUUAGAUCACACCCUGCUUAAUUCAACACAUUUUCAUCAUAUCUCACCAGACGAGGAAUAUCUAAAGAGCCAAAUAGAUUCACUUCAUGAUCUUCCAAAUGGAAACCUUUUCAAGUUGGACUCUAUGCGCAUGUUUACAAAGCUGAGGCCCUUUGUACGGACCUUUUUGAAAGAAGCUAGUAACAUGUUUGAGAUGUAUGUAUACACCAUGGGAGAACGCCCUUAUGCAAUGGAAAUGGCUAGGCUACUUGAUCCUGGAAAGAUCUAUUUCGACUCGAGAGAUAUUUCACAAGCUGAUUGCACCCAGAAACAUCAAAAAGGUCUUGAUGUGGUGUUGGGAGCAGAGAGUGCUGUCAUUAUCCUUGACGACACGGAGUACGUCUGGGGGCAGCAUAAAGAAAACCUCAUUCUCGUGGAUAGGUAUCAUUACUUUGCUUCUAGCGGGAGGUCCUUUAACUUGAACAACAGGUCCCUCUCAGAAUUAAAGAGAGAUGAGAGCGAGCCUGAUGGUGCACUUGCAACCAUUCUCGAAGUUCUUAAGCUUAUACAUCACCUGUUUUUUGACUUGGAGCGGGGUGAUGAUCUUAUGAGGAGAGACGUCAGACAGGUGCUUAAGACAGUCCGUAGUGAAGUUUUGAGGGGAUGUCAGUUGGUUUUCAGCCGUGUUUGGAAGAAGGGAGAGCUGGUUGAGAAACAGAGACUUUGGGUGGUUGCAGAGGAGUUGGGAGCCAUCUGCUGUAAAGAGCUCGAUGCAUCUGUCACACACAUUGUCGCUACUGAUUCGGGGACAGAAAAAUCUCGCUGGGCUGUGAAGCAUAAUAAAUUUUUGGUUCUCCCAAGUUGGAUUGAGGCUGCCAAUUUCUUAUGGAAACGUCAACCUGAAGAUAGUUUUGCUGUAAAUGACAGUAAGAAAGAACACUAAACAUGGGGUUCAUCUUUGAAAUAUUUUGAGCAAAUUCGUUAUGCCAUUUGUACAUUCAUAACAAAUGAACACGAAUAUCACAAGUACUUUUGGUUGCAGGGUUACAUUAAUCAAUGUUCAAUACCGAACCUUUAAAAAGAAAAGAGGGGAAGUAUUUAAAGACUUUGAAUUGAUGGUAGUGCAUAUCGUGUGGCUCCUGACAGCAUUACCUAGCAGAAACUGAUAUCUGGAAUGUUGGUGUGACACUGAACAAUCUUCUUAGUAGAGUCCCACCCGCAUGGCAAUGCAAUGUCUUGGUUAUGAAUUAUGUAAAUAGAAAGCAACACAGCGAUUUCCAGUUUUACGUACUAAUGGAUCAGGGAAUAAAAUACUAUAACUUAUUUGUGUUGUUGAAGAAGGUGCUCAAGUUGGUGCGCAUAUUUUUAUCUUAUCUGGGAAUGUUCUUGAACCACACUGGAAACAGCAACAUCAAACAGAUCAUUUGAAGUUGGCAGUAGCAAAAAUAGUUGCUCAUCAUCUCAACCUCUUAUUGUUAGAAAAAUCAGUUUCAUUAUCGCUCAAGAAUACCUCUACGAAAAAGACAUAUCUCUCGUGCUCACUAUCAAGAGGCCUUUGUUAGAACGUAUAGCACGCUGCACAGGUGCACAAAUAGUUCCUUCAAUUGAUCAUCUUUCGUCUCAAAAUCCGGGUUAUUGUGAAGUAUUCAAGGUGGAGAUGUUCUUUGAAGCACAUGGGAGUGCUGGGUAGGGAGAAAAGAAAUUGGUGAAGACACCUAUGUUUCUGAAGGGAGACCCAAGCUAUUGGGUUGUACUGUAAGUCCUGUAACUCAUUACAGUUCAUUUUUCUUAAUUUAUCAAAAUAUUGUCUGGGUCUUGUAGACUUCAAUCCAAUUCAUAAAUUGAGCCUCAUCUAAAGAGCCUACAACCAUUGGAAUCUUUGAUGGGGUUUAUAUGCUUUGAUCAGGAUUAGUGAUAGAUUUUGUAUUGAAAUGUAAUAUCGAGACCAAAUUUUUCUGUGA